AUGUUACGGCCUCGACUUGGAACUGGACGUCUUCCUCUUGUUCAGCUCUUUGUCGGGAAUUAUUGGCCAAGUCGGGCAGGCCAACUACGCCGGCGCAAAUACCUUGAUGCCUUUGUGCAGUAUCGCACUGGCCUGAACCUCCCCUGCACCGCAAUGGACCUUGGUGCGAUGGAAGGCAUAGGCUACUUGUCUGAGAAUCAAGGCUUCCUCAGGAAGAUACAGGGCACUGGAUGGCGCGUAGUCCGAAAGUCGAGCUCCUCAAAGCUCUGGACAUAG
Penicillium robsamsonii is the source of this 276-nucleotide messenger RNA. RefSeq lists its product as uncharacterized. Bases 1 to 276 code for a protein of 91 amino acids. Lineage: Eukaryota; Fungi; Ascomycota; Eurotiomycetes; Eurotiales; Aspergillaceae. The record is from RefSeq and is a predicted model, not a curated record. The transcript has a single exon.